AUGUCUUCACCUAAAGAUAUCCAUACUAACCGUAGACGUAGUAUAGCAAAGCUUACACGGUCACCACUUUCAUCAUCACCAAUUCCAUCACCACGAUUUAACAAUUCGUUUUCUAACCAACAAUUCAUGAAAAAGUUCGAAGGUUCCAGCUCAGGGGAAUCUAAUGUACUUGUAGAUGAUGAUGACGAAGAUUUAAGUAAAUAUUUGAAUGAUCAGUCACUUAAGAAUGAAGGUGGCGAUAUCACCCGAGAUAUUUAUAAGCUCAUUGGUAGUAGAAAGAGUAGUAAUAGUGCCAAUGGUAGUAAUACAGGAGUUAAUGAUAUAGAACCCCGUAAAAUGAAUAGAACUAGAAGUUUAUCCCAAUCAGAUAUCGGGUCCAGAAGAGGUUCAACAGCUUCAUCCAUCAAUGUGCCCGGAGGAUUCCGUAGAGCGUUUAUUCAGAAUAAAAAGAGAGAUGCUGAUUUUGUCACCAGGAACUUUCUUGAGUUCUUAACUAUUUAUGGUCAUUUUGCCGGUGAAGAUUUAGAAGAUGAUGAAGAUAUUGCUUGUCAUUAUAAUCCUUAUAAACCCAAAUAUGGAUUCACCACUGAUGAAAAUACUCCAUUGAUUGGAAACUCCGAUCCGUUUGAUUAUGGUAAAAUCAAUCCUAAAGGUACUGCCACCGAUUCUAAGGCUUAUUUCCUUCUUGUUAAGGCAUUUGUAGGUACAGGGGUUUUGUUUUUACCUAAAGGGUUCAGUAAUGGAGGGGUGGUGUUCCUGAUAUUGUUAUUAGCAUUUUUUGGAUUCUUAUCAUUUUGGUGUUAUUUGAUUUUAGUUUAUUCCAAACAAAUGACCAAAGUAUCCAGUUUUGGUGAUAUUGGAAGUAAACUUUAUGGCAAAUGGUUACAACAAUUGAUCAUCUUAUCGAUUAUUAUCUCUCAAGUAGGGUUCAUUGCUGCUUAUAUGGUAUUUACAUCUACUAACAUUCAAGCAUUUUUAAGUAAUACUUUAGGUAUUAAGGAUAUUGAUAUCAGUUGGUUCAUUAUUGGUCAAUUAGUGUUAUUAAUUCCUCUUUCAUUAAUCAGAGAUAUCACCAAAUUAUCUUUAGUGGCAGUAUUUGCCAAUUUCCUUAUAUUAUUUGGACUUUUCACCAUCAUAUAUUUCAUUAUGAAUGAUUUGAUCGACCAAAACUUUGAAUUGGGCCCAGGAAUCGAAUUUUGGUUCAAUCAGAAACAAUUCUCCUUAUUUAUCGGUACAGCUAUCUUUGCAUUUGAAGGUAUUGGAUUAAUCAUUCCUAUUCAAGAUUCAAUGAUCUAUCCUAAUCAUUUCCCUCAAGUAUUAGGUGCGGUGAUUCUCACCAUUUCCAUUAUCAUGAUAUUCGUGGGAACCAUUGGUUAUAUCACUUAUGGAGAGAAGAUUCAAACAGUUAUCUUACUUAAUUUACCUCAAGAUUCUCCGUUGAUUAUGAUUAUCCAACUUUUCUAUUCAUUGGCUAUACUUUUAUCUACUCCGUUACAAAUCUUCCCUGCUGUUAGAUUGAUAGAAUCCAAAUUAUUCACCAAAACAGGUAAAUACUCCAAUGCUGUUAAAUGGGGGAAGAAUUUAUUCAGAAGUAUUUUCGUUAUAUUAACAGCUAUCAUUGCUUUGUAUGGAGGUAAGAAUUUGGAUAAAUUUGUUUCCUUUGUUGGAUGUUUUGCUUGUAUACCUUUAGUUUACAUGUAUCCUCCAAUGUUACAUUUAAGAAGUUGUUGUGAUUACAAGGAUAGAGGCGAUAAGAAGUUCUAUCUCGCAGUAUUGAAUUAUGUUCUUUUGAUUAUUGGUCUGGGAGCUUUGAUUUAUACCACCUAUGAUUUGUUAUUUAACUAA
Messenger RNA from Yamadazyma jaroonii, 1845 nucleotides. NCBI's taxonomy places the organism in Eukaryota, Fungi, Ascomycota, Pichiomycetes, Serinales, Debaryomycetaceae. The record is from the annotation of a GenBank genome assembly.